This is a messenger RNA of Gigantopelta aegis, 839 nucleotides long. Its product is annotated as toll-like receptor 6. The record is from RefSeq and is a predicted model, not a curated record. Gene Ontology annotation, biological process: inflammatory response; toll-like receptor signaling pathway; immune response. Gene Ontology annotation, cellular component: membrane. Gene Ontology annotation, molecular function: transmembrane signaling receptor activity. NCBI's taxonomy places the organism in Eukaryota, Metazoa, Mollusca, Gastropoda, Neomphalida, Peltospiridae. The annotation marks the transcript as partial. The transcript has a single exon.
UUCCUGUACACGGUGCGCAGUAGCAGAUCACCAAGACAGUCGGAAGAGGCCGUGGAGUACGAAUUUGAUGCAUUCAUAGCUUACGACAACAAAGAUCUCCACUGGAUCCUCCACCAUGCAAUCCCUCAGCUAGAGAACAAGGAACAUCUCAAGCUGUGCAUUCACCAAAGAGACUUUCAGCUCGGCGGUCUUAUUGCAGACGACAUUGUGCACUGUGUGAACUCUAGCAGAAAGUUCAUCAUACUCCUGUCAAAACAUUUCGCUGAUAGUCAGUGGUGUCGCUUCGAGUUGGCCGUCAUCCAGAGACAACUCCGGUCACAAUGCAAGGACAUCCUGAUCGUGGUGAAGCUGGGCAGCAUCGACCACCAUCACAUGAGCCCGUGUCUGUUUCAACUCCUUACUGUGCCAGACUACAUUGAAUGGUCGGACGAACCCAGGGCCAGAAGGCCUCUGUGGGAACGACUGGUUCACUUCAUCAGAAGGGAGCCCAGUCUGUUACUAUCGUUUGACAGAUCGGCUGCCUACGAUAGGUCGGGUUUUGUCGACGACGACAGCAGAUCAGGACAGACGGGUUUACGAUCUGGUACUUACAACAGACUGCCGUCCGAGCCUUGCCCAUCACGUGCGGGGCGUGCUGCUCACAAUGUUACAGUUUGAUAAUUAGAAAAAUCUAUAUGGACGUUUGAAAGAUGCCAAUGACAAUGGUUAGACAUCAUGUUAGCGUUUCGUAAUUACAGGAGGCGGGACGCAGCCUAGACUGGUAAAGCGCUCACUUCAUGCACAAUCGGUCUGGGAUGGAUCCCCGUCUCUCGUUCCAGCCUGUGCACCACGAGUGGUAU